Messenger RNA from Capsella rubella, 1224 nucleotides. RefSeq names its product probable delta-aminolevulinic acid dehydratase 2, chloroplastic. Lineage: Eukaryota; Viridiplantae; Streptophyta; Magnoliopsida; Brassicales; Brassicaceae. Bases 1 to 1224 code for a protein of 407 amino acids. The transcript has 10 exons. Gene Ontology annotation, molecular function: zinc ion binding; porphobilinogen synthase activity. Gene Ontology annotation, cellular component: cytosol. The record is from RefSeq and is a predicted model, not a curated record. Gene Ontology annotation, biological process: heme biosynthetic process.
AUGGCGUCAUCUAUGUUUACAUCUCCAUGCAAGAUCCCGUCUAUGAAAGGUUUCGGACAGAAGAGCAACUUCGGACGUAAAACAACCUCGUAUAAUGUCAGAAUCAAUCCUUUUCGAAGUCUAGAAGUUUCUUGUCAAGUGCAAAAGAUCGACUCGACCUUAAUACGGCCGGUCAUUGCUCCCGAGGCGCCUCUAUUGUCUAGUAAACCAGCCACACCUCUUCUUGAUCAUCAGCCCCUUGAGCUAAACCGACGUCCUCGUCGUAACCGGAAGUGUCCUACACAGAGAGCUGCCUUUCAAGAGACUAAUGUAUCUCCUGCCAAUUUCAUAUACCCUCUCUUCAUUCACGAAGGUGAGGUAGAUAUUCCCAUAAGAGCAAUGCCUGGACGUUACAUGCUUGGUUGGAGACAUGGCCUCAUCGAAGAAGUUGCAAGGGCACGAGAUGUUGGUGUGAAUAGCAUAAUGUUGUAUCCUAAAGUUCCUGAAGUGUUAAAGUCUCCAACAGGGGAAGAGGCGUUUAACGACGACGGUCUAGUGCCUCGGACAGUUCGUCUUCUCAAGGACAGAUUCCCUGAUCUUGUUGUCUACACUGAUGUCAAUUUUGAUGAGUACUCAUCAACCGGGCAUGGUGGGAUUGUAAGAGAAGAUGGUGUUAUAUUGAAUGAUGAAACAAUUCACCAAUUGCGGAAACAAGCGGUUUCUCAGGCGCGAGCUGGAGCAGAUGUUGUUUGUACGAGUGAGAUGCUGGAUGGUCGUGUAGGCGCGGUUCGUGCAGCUCUAGAUGCUGAAGGCUUUCAGCAUGUUUCCAUCAUGUCUUACUCUGUCAAGUAUACAAGUUCAUUAUAUGGCCGUUUUCGCAAAGUCGCAUUGGACAAGAAAACUUAUCAGAUAAAUCCCGCGAAUUCAAGAGAGGCAUUGCUCGAAGCACGCGAAGACGAAGCUGAAGGAGCUGAUAUCCUAAUGGUGAAGCCAGCAAUCUCAUCUCUAGAUAUCAUACGGUUACUAAAGGACCAAACUCUACUGCCCAUUGGAGCUUGUCAAGUUUCUGGUGAAUACUCUAUGAUCAAAGCUGCUGGACAUCUCAAUAUGAUCGAUGAGGAAAAAGUUAUGAUGGAGUCAUUGAUUUGUAUACGCCGAGCUGGUGCUGAUCUUAUUCUCACAUACUUUGCUCUUCAAGCUGCUACAAUAUUAUGCGGCGAAAAUAGAAAAUUUAUAUUCAACUAG